AUGUCGGACCGGGAUGGCGUCGCGCUUGCAUGUGCGCCCGAAUUCCGCAAGAGAGCUUGUGCCCACUCUCCGCCACACUCGUCCUCGCCGCACCGCUCCUUAAAUCCGCGCGUUUCCCCAUCCGCCCGUCCGCCCGCCUUCGCACGCCCCCCCUCCCCCAGCUACCACCCGCUGCCAGUGGUGUUCGCGGAGGCGCACGGCGCGCGCAUCACGGACCCCGAGGGGCGCGAGUACCUUGACUUCCUCUCCGCCUACUCCGCCGUCAACCAGGUGCGCGCAGGGGUGGAAUGCGCGGAGAGGGUUUUGAGAGGGGGGUCGAGACGAGGGGGCCACGGCAACGCGCGCAUACUGGCGGCGCUGCAGCAGCAGGCGGAGCGGUGCACGCUGUCGUCGCGCGCCUUCCACAACGACCGCUUCCCGCUGUUCGCGCAGCGCAUCACGGCGCUGAUGGGGUACGACAAGGUGCUGCCCAUGAACACGGGCGCUGAGGCCGUCGAGACCGCGCUCAAGGUGGCGCGCAAGUGGGCGUACGAGAAGAAGGGUGUGCCCGCCAACCAGGCGCUGGUGAUCUCGUGCUGCGGGUGCUUCCACGGGCGAACCAUGGCGGCCAUCAGCAUGUCGUGUGACAACGACGCCACGCGCGGCUUCGGCCCGCUGCUGCCCGGCCACCUCAAGGUGGACUUCGGGGACGUGGACGGGCUGCAGCGCCUGCUGGCGGAGCACGGCCCACGGGUGGCGGCGUUCAUAGUGGAGCCCAUCCAGGGCGAGGCGGGCGUGGUGGUGCCCCCGGAGGGCUACCUGCGGGCGGUGCGGCAGCUGUGCUCCCAGCACGGCGUGCUGCUGCUGGCCGAUGAGAUCCAGACGGGCCUCGCCCGCACGGGCAGGAUGCUCGCGUGCGACCAUGAGGGCGUGCGCCCUGACGUGCUCAUCCUGGGCAAGGCGUUGGGAGGGGGGGUGGUGCCAGUGAGUGCGGUGCUGGCGGAUGAUGACGUCAUGGGGUGUAUCCGACCGGGCGAGCACGGCAGGUGCGCUGUGAUGGCAGGUGCGCUGUGCGCAGCUUGUUUCUGA
Closterium sp. NIES-65 is the source of this 1068-nucleotide messenger RNA. The record is from the annotation of a GenBank genome assembly. NCBI's taxonomy places the organism in Eukaryota, Viridiplantae, Streptophyta, Zygnematophyceae, Desmidiales, Closteriaceae.